GUUUGUGGCCGAAGUUACCAAAGGGUUAAUUCGCCGUUUCGGCGGAAGUAAGACGUCACAAUGUUUACAACAAGAAAAAAGUUUCACGGAGGAAAUUACAAGAUGGGGACGACGGCGAGUCAACUUGGAAAGGAUUUGCUCUCAGAAUACCAAGAGCUGACUUUUUUAACAAAACAAGAAAUUCUUCUGGCACAUAAAAGAUUCACUGAACUGCUAACAAAAGAGGAGAAAGACGUUCCAAACGCCAGGGUGCCCAUGGAGAAGAUACUAACCCUUCCAGAACUCAAGUCCAACCCCUUUAGAAUGAGAAUUUGCCACGUGUUUUCAACAUCUGAAGUGAAAGAUGGAAGCCUCACUUUUGAAGACUUCCUGGAUCUUUUGAGUGCCUUUAGUGACUCGGCCACACUGGAAAUCAAGUCUCAUUACGCAUUCCGUAUAUUUGACUUUGAUGAUGAUGGUACUCUUGACUAUGGUGAUCUGGAGAAACUGGUCAACUGCCUGACUGGAGAGACUGACGACACAAGACUUACCCCUGAGGAGAUGAGACAGCUGAUCACCAACAUUCUUGACGAGUCUGACAUCGACAAGGAUGGAACCGUGAACCUCUCGGAGUUUCAGCAUGUCAUUUCAAGGUCACCUGAUUUUGUCAGUUCCUUCAAGAUUGUGCUGUGAAGAAGGACAUUGCUCACCCACUUAUAUUGUUGAAUCAGUUAUCCAAAGUAGUUAUUUGCUGUAAAUUAUAUGGAUUUUAUUGGCUUUAUUUUUUUCUUAAAUCACUAUAUUUCCAUAUAAAAAAGUUUUACAAAAGCA
Molecule: messenger RNA, 810 nt
Organism: Syngnathoides biaculeatus (alligator pipefish)
Lineage: Eukaryota; Metazoa; Chordata; Actinopteri; Syngnathiformes; Syngnathidae
Product: calcium and integrin-binding protein 1-like
Exons: 7
Coding region: 61-672 (203 amino acids)
Molecular function (GO): calcium ion binding
Source: RefSeq, a predicted model, not a curated record